This is a messenger RNA of Lynx canadensis (Canada lynx), 2678 nucleotides long. RefSeq names its product ankyrin repeat and SOCS box containing 2 (gene ASB2). Lineage: Eukaryota; Metazoa; Chordata; Mammalia; Carnivora; Felidae. The record is from RefSeq and is a predicted model, not a curated record. Gene Ontology annotation, molecular function: RNA polymerase II-specific DNA-binding transcription factor binding. Gene Ontology annotation, biological process: regulation of transcription by RNA polymerase II; intracellular signal transduction. Bases 269 to 2161 code for a protein of 630 amino acids. The transcript is spliced from 11 exons. Gene Ontology annotation, cellular component: nucleus.
GCACUCUCAAGAAAACCCUUUUUAGUUCCCCCGAAUUGGGCCCCUGUUUCAGAGCCUAACAGGUCAGGCCCUGAGUGCCCCGGGUCCUCCACUGCCCCCACUCCCGUGACCUCACGACGAAUAACAUGGCAAUCAAUAGCCGCGAGCAACUCAUCGGACACCUCCUGGGAGCCAGGCACUGGCCCAGUGCUUGAGGGCUUUCUGACUUACUGCUUUCUCCUCCCCUCGGAGUGCCUCUUCUGGAGGCCGGGGUGAGAGGCAGAAGAGAAUGACCACGGAGAUCAGCGCUCGGGGCGGACAGCGUACCAUUGGGAAUGAGGAAUACAGCCUGUAUAGCAGCCUGAGCGAGGACGAGCUGGUCCAGAUGGCCAUUGAGCAGAGCCUGGCUGACAAGACUCGGGGCCCAACCACGGCUGAGGCCACUGUGUCCACGCGAGCCAACCGCCAACCUGCCCAUUUCUACCCAUGGACCAGGUCGACUGUGCCUCCUGAGAACUCGCCUGCCUCGGGCCCCAAGGGCCUGUUCCAAGGGGUCAUGCAGAAAUACAGGAACUCCCAGCUGGCGCCUGUGGACCCGGUGCUGAAGGCCAUCAAGGAAGGUGAUGAAGAGGCCUUGAAGGCUAUGAUCAAGGCGGGCAAGAACCUCGCAGAGCCCAACAAGGAGGGCUGGCUGCCGCUGCAUGAGGCGGCCUACUACGGCCAGCUGGGCUGCCUCAAGGCCCUGCAGCAAGCAUACCCUGCAGUCAUCGACCAGCGCACCCUGCAGGAGGAAACGGCCCUUUACCUGGCGACGUGCAGGGGACACCUGGACUGCCUCCAAUCCCUCCUCCAGGCUGGCGCCGAGCCUGACAUCUCCAACAAGUCCCGAGAGACCCCGCUCUACAAAGCCUGUGAGCGCAAGAACGCGGAGGCGGUGAGGAUGCUGGUACAGUACAACGCGGACACCAAUCACCGCUGCAACCGAGGCUGGACCGCUUUGCACGAGUCUGUUUCUCGCAACGACCUGGAGGUCAUGGAGAUCCUGGUGAGCAGAGGCGCCAAGGUGGAAUCCAAGAACGCCUAUGGCAUCACCCCCUUGUUCGUGGCCGCCCAGAGCGGGCAGCUGGAGGCCCUGAGGUUCCUGGCCAAGUACGGCGCCGACAUCAACACGCAGGCCAGCGACUGCGCGUCCGCCCUCUACGAGGCUUGCAAGAACGAGCACGAGGAUGUGGUGGAGUUUCUGCUGUCGCAGGGCGCCGAUGCCAACAAGGCCAACAAGGACGGCAUGCUCCCGCUGCACAUCGCCUCCAAGAAGGGCAACUACAGGAUCGUGCAGAUGCUGCUGCCGGUGACCAGCCGCACGCGCGUGCGCCGGAGCGGCAUCAGCCCGCUGCACCUGGCGGCCGAGCGCAACCACGACGCGGUGCUCGAGGCGCUGCUGGGCGCGCGCUUCGACGUGAACGCGCCGCUGGCGCCCGAGCGCGCGCGCCUCUACGAGGACCGCCGCAGCUCCGCGCUCUACUUCGCCGUGGUCAACAACAACGUGUACGCCACCGAGCUGCUGCUGCUCGCCGGCGCCGACCCCAACCGCGACGUCAUCAGCCCCCUGCUCGUGGCCAUCCGCCACGGCUGCCUGCGCACCAUGCAGCUGCUGCUGGACCACGGCGCCAACAUCGACGCCUACAUCGCCACGCACCCCACCGCCUUCCCCGCCACCAUCAUGUUCGCCAUGAAGUACCUGUCGCUGCUCAAGUUCCUCAUGGACCUCGGCUGCGACGGCGAGCCCUGCUUCUCGUGCCUGUACGGCAACGGCCCGCACCCGCCCGUCCCGCCGCCCUCCAGCCGCUUCAGCGACGCGCCCGCCACGGAUAAGGCGCCCGGCGUGGUGCAGUUCUGCGAGAUCCUGUCUGCCCCGGAGAUGAGCCGCUGGGCGGGGCCCAUCAUCGACGUCCUCCUGGACUACGUAGGCAACGUGCAUCUCUGUUCGCGGCUGAAGGAGCACAUCGACAGCUUCGAGGACUGGGCUGUCAUCAAGGAGAAGGCAGAACUCCCGAGGCCCCUGGCUCACCUGUGCCGGCUGCAAGUGAGGAAGGUGGUUGGAAAGCACCGCAUAAAACUCCUGGACGCGUUGCCCCUCCCGGGCAGGCUGAUUCGGUACCUGAAACACGAGAAUACCCAGUAACCAAGGCCGCGUGGAGGAGUCGCUCCUCAGACUGUCACUAAGCCUCAGGACAGCCGUGUCCCCAAAUCCCAGGGGGCCUGAUGACAGAACGAGGCCGUGGGUUGGCCUCCGUGGCAGCUGGGGCAGCCGCCGUGACCUCACCAGGUCUCUGGGCCAGAGCUUUGCCCGGACCAGAGAACACAACGUGUCAAGUGGGAGGAAAACCCGUGUUUGUUUUCAACCUGAUGAGCAGAGCCCAGACUUUCUCUGCCGUUGGGAAUGGCAGAGACCCCAAGGGCAGAAGUUGGGGGGGGGGCGGCAGGUGGGAGCCAGCAGGGCAGCCGCAGCCCCGCCCCCGACGCUUUCAGGGAUGUGUCUGCCUUUCGGAGACAACCUGCCACCGGGCUGUCCCGGUCCCCUCCCACUUUGUCUGUAAAACUCUCCACUUGACUCCUGAGCUUUUUUCCUGGAGGUGUGAUCCGGCGGGGGUGGGUGGGGGACCCACGUGUCAAGUACAAUAAAUGUUGCACAGAUGACA